AUGCCUCAUCUCACACCUCUUGAAAAAGCCGCUAGUGGUGCAUUAGCGUCUGCUUUUGCAAACACUCUUGUCUAUCCCCUAGACUUGAGCAAAACCAUUAUCCAAACGCAAGUGAAAAAGCGUGAUCCUUCCGCCCAGGCAAUGGCUAUGGGCCGGAGUGUAUCCACAAGCAGCGAACACUUGUGGGAACAGCUGCAGCGAGGUAACGAGUUGAAAUAUAAGAGUGCUCUUGAUGUUUUGCACAAAAUCUACAAGAAAAAAGGUGUGUUGGGCUGGUACCACGGCUUGCUCUCUUCAAUCGUCGGCACAACAGCGCAGAACUUUUCCUAUUUUUACUGGUACACCAUCGUCCGGCGUGUCUUUGCUCGUUUGACAAGCAAGAAUGCAUCUCAUAAGCACCUGACUGCUACCGAAUUGUUCUUGGGAGCUUUGGCGGCGGCCAUUUCUCAACUUUUCACCAUGCCUAUUGGUGUUGUGACGACACAGCAACAGACAGACAAGCACCGGCGGUCAUUGUAUCAAUUGAUCAAGGAAGUUUAUGUACAUGAUGGUAUAAAGGGCUUCUGGAAGGGCUUGAACGUGUCUUUGGUUUUGUGCAUUAAUCCGUCGAUCACAUAUGGUUCUUUUGAACGCUUGAGGCAAAUAUUGUACAACGAUAAGCAAUAUUUGGGACCUUUAGAAAGUUUUAGCAUUGGUAUGUUGGCUAAGUCUUUAGCCACUAUUGCCACCCAGCCCUUGAUUGUAUCCAAGGCCAUGCUUCAGAAAAAGCAUCAUCCAGCUCCAAAGGAUGGAAAGGCUGAAGCAGCUGUGGAUGAGGGUGAUGAAAUAAAGUUUGAUAGUUUUACGCAUGCGUUGGAACAUUUGUGGAAGACAGAAAAGUUUCAUGGUUUAUACAAGGGCAUUGGACCGCAGUUACUCAAAGGCGUCAUUGUCCAAGGCUUGUUGUUUAUGUUUAAGGACCAGCUUGACAUGUUGUUUUUGCUUGCACUUAAAAGUCUUCAGAAGCGGCGGAGGUCUUUGGUGAAGGCAUAG
This is a messenger RNA of Clavispora lusitaniae ATCC 42720, 1032 nucleotides long. RefSeq names its product Ant1p (gene ANT1). NCBI's taxonomy places the organism in Eukaryota, Fungi, Ascomycota, Pichiomycetes, Serinales, Metschnikowiaceae. Gene Ontology annotation, biological process: transport. Gene Ontology annotation, molecular function: ADP transmembrane transporter activity. Gene Ontology annotation, cellular component: membrane. The record is from RefSeq and is a predicted model, not a curated record.